AAACCACACCAAUGUGAUGUUUGUAAAAAGUGUUUUACUCAGAUAAGUAGGCCUACAUUUAAUGAGCACAUCAAAGUACAUACUGGAGAAAAACCUUAUCAAUGUGAUGUUUGUAAAAUGUGUUUUGCUGAGGCAAAUUAUCUCAAUGCUCACAUAUAA
Molecule: messenger RNA, 159 nt
Organism: Lottia gigantea (owl limpet)
Lineage: Eukaryota; Metazoa; Mollusca; Gastropoda; Lottiidae
Exons: 1
Biological process (GO): regulation of cytokine production; negative regulation of transcription by RNA polymerase II; regulation of immune system process
Source: RefSeq, a predicted model, not a curated record